AUGGGAAGAAAAUUAUCAAAUUUAGAUAUAAAUAAUUCAAAUGUGACUGAAAGCGUUACUUCAGCUAUUUCCAUUCCACAAGUGCCUUCAUCAAGUAUUUGGACAAAAUUUGAUGAACAAGUCAGUUCAGUUCUUGGUGAAAAUAAUUCAACAGUAGGAAGUAUUAUUGAAAUAGACAAGUACCUGAGUGAGAAUCUCCUGAAUCGCCAGGAAGAUCCUUUAAAGUGGUAUUCAGACAGACAAAAUUUAUAUCCUAGAUUGUAUGAGAUGGUACUAAGAAGACAAUGUGUACCAGAGACAUCAGUUCCUAGUGAACGAGUUUUUUCUAAAGCUGGGCUUGUUCUGAAUGCAAAGAGGACCAGACUUACAACAGACAAAGUAGAAACAAUUUUAUUCAUUCAAUCGAACCUUUAA
Messenger RNA from Macrosiphum euphorbiae (potato aphid), 414 nucleotides. The record is from the annotation of a GenBank genome assembly. Lineage: Eukaryota; Metazoa; Arthropoda; Insecta; Hemiptera; Aphididae.